Molecule: messenger RNA, 5676 nt
Organism: Parus major (Great Tit)
Lineage: Eukaryota; Metazoa; Chordata; Aves; Passeriformes; Paridae
Gene: ZNF438
Product: zinc finger protein 438
Exons: 6
Coding region: 1900-4494 (864 amino acids)
Biological process (GO): regulation of transcription by RNA polymerase II
Cellular component (GO): nucleus
Molecular function (GO): sequence-specific DNA binding; DNA-binding transcription factor activity, RNA polymerase II-specific
Source: RefSeq, a predicted model, not a curated record
GGGCGUGCCGUGUGAGCUCAGAGCCAGCACGGGCACCCGAGCCCCGGGCCGGGGCUGUCACAGCGAGGCCCGGGGUAUCAUCCCCCGAGUGCGGAAACUGCGAGAGGGCGUCACUGCCGUUGUCGCUUCUGAUGUUAUAAUAAAGACCUGCGGAAAGGCCGCGUAUGACCUACAAGUUCCUACAAGUCACGACGGUUGCUUGUGCAGCUCACGCUUUUUUCCGUGGUGGCCGCAGAGCGUGACCUCUGUGAGGGGUGGCAGCGGGUGCCUCCAGGUUCUGUGGCGCUGGGCCGUGGCAGCGUUUGGCUCCUGUGCGGCCCCUGACAGCGUGAGUCAGAGCUGUGCGCCGAGCUCUUGACUCCGAGACCUGAGCGAUGUUUCAUAACCUUGCUGCUGCUUCCAUAAAAGUACAAAUACGGUGCGCAGUGCUCUCGGGCUCCUUACGCUUUGGAAGGAACUGACAGCCGAAGGGGUUUUGUCCUGUGGUUACAGGAAUGGAUGCAGUAAAUGGGUCUAGUGUUUGCGUGUAACUUAUUGAGGCUUGUUGGUUUAUGAAUCCAUUAGAUCUUUCAAUAAUCACUUCAGGAACAUAGAACUUUUAAUAAUCACAUCAGGAACAUGUCCCAGUUCCAAGUGAUCAGAUGUAUCUGGCAUAGAUAAUAGAAGGAUGUAGAAGGAGGGAAGCAUUUUAAACUGCGUAAGAGAGUUUUCAAAAGACUGUGCAAAUGUCUGCAGUGUGGCAGAUUUGAAACAAUAUGAAUGAUUGUCUUGUUUCAAUUUAUUUUUCCCAAAAGUCAUGCUCUAUUGAAAGAUUUACCUAGUUCUGUGCCUAAAUGAAGAUUGAUGUGGUAUGUCUUGUGCUCAAUUCCUUUCUUCUCCAAGUUAACUUUUAUUGAAGCAUUUUAAUGUGUAUUAAAGUCUCAGUCAACAGCCUAGCCCUUAAAUGCUGUAUAGUUAAGCUAAUUAUAGUCUUGAAUUUUCUUGUCCUGAUAUAUUUGAACCUGUAAUAGGCCAUCAAAAGUGGUCUUUCAUGUUAUUAUUUCUUAAUAAAAAGGGAAGAGGAGGAUAACAUAGGGUAAAUGCACAGCUCCCUUGGAUUACAGUAGUUUAUGUGCAGGGUUUUUUUUCCCUACGGAACUAUUCAGCAAUCAAAAUACUGAGCUGUUUGUUUUUUCAAUAACCUGAUUGUAGCUAGUUAUUUUUAGUAGUAGUUUAAGUCAAUCUUUUUCAAAGUUAUUUUUAUGUAAAGCAAAAUACAUGAGGGAUGAGUGCAUAUUUUUUUCUGCUUCAGUAGCUAGAAGAAUGGGAUUUUUUCCAACUUGGAGGUUGUCAAAAGACAGAAAGGAAGAGGUAGAAAAAAGUAUAUGACAAGUCAUAUGUUUAAAAUAUUUUUUGUAAUGAUCGAAUGUUCUUACUAUUUAAUUACAAAGAUAUUCUUGGGUAAUGAUAACUGAAGGAUCAGAAGAAAAUGAGCACUAUGCAAAUGUUUUUAGCUUUUGGGCAGGCUGUUAAAGAAAUAGAUCAUGUGCUAGCUGAAGUUGCAAUUGAAGUGUUUUUCAAAGCAUUUAAUGAAGAAAAUACUAGUUUCUUAUGUUUCCUGCAUCUCAUUUGUGAGUGAGAAUAUCAGAAUUAGCAAUGAUGAGGAGAGCAUUGAUGAGAUAUUUCUGACUUUCUCACAUGAAGCCUUAGAAAUUUAUAGUGAUUGUCACACAUAUGUUUUUGAUGUACAGGUUCAAGGAUUAUGUUGUACUAGGUGGGAGGAGUGUUCUUCAUCAGUGACUUCAACUGUUUGAAGCAUUUUUAUGUGCUCAGGAAUUAAGGUGGAUGAAAUGUUUCAUUGAUCAUAGCAGGAGCAGGACGUAUAAGGUGGGAGCAUUGUCGUAACUGUUAAAGGGCAUAAUGCAGAAUCCGUUAACAGUUUCUGCAGGUGGUGUUUUUUUGCAUGCUAAUCCUGCAGAGAAACAUUGUGUCCAACAAAGUAUGCUGGGUCAGCAAAAGCAAGAAACUUGUGCUGCAAAGACAGUAUCCACAGACAAACAGAAAUCCCCUUCGGAUCUAAUACAAAGUUUUCAGAAGAAAAGUCAGUUUAGGACCAUUGCUCCAAAAAUGGUACCAAAAAUUUUAACGUCUGGAGUUGUUUCUUGCCAUCAGUCAUCUUUGCCUGAGCCAGUGACACCAAUUUCAGCUUCAGGUUCUAAGCCCCUGGUGGUGCCAGCUCAGAACUAUGCUGUCAUGCAGGUGGCUGCUCACAAGGGCACAUUUUCCCUGUUGGCUGUGCCGUGUGUUGCACCUGCUCUAACACAGCAAGUUCAGCAGUCGACUGUGGCCCCCUCUGAAAACCUAAAGCUGCCCAUCCCCAGGUACCAAUCUGUAAGAAAUAAAUUGCUGAGUGACAAAAAACCAGCACAAAUCUCUGGUUUUGCGUGGAGUGCAUGUAACAAGAUUCCUACCAAAAUGCUGAUCUCAUCACAGACUUCCCUCAUGACUGCUCUGCCUGAAGACUGUCCUGAAGCUCAGUCUAGUUCAGAUUCAGCUGAGCAAGGGGUGAUAACAGACUGUGACUCAGCUGAAAUUGGAGUUGCCGCAUUAGUAAAUAAAAGCAAUCGUGUGGAGUCUAGAUCUCUUUUAAUGAAGAAAACUGAAAUUGAAAGAAAUAAUGUUUCUAGACCAACUGUAGUUGAAGACUCUCUAUCCAAGCCAGCAAGUACAACUAAUCCCAUGAAACUAAGUCUACACUCUGUGAAGACAGCAUCAGAAACCACAAGAGAGCCACUCCUGAAAUCUGAUAAACUAAAGGGAAAAGCCACAAAUUCUGAAGAUCCUUUAGCUGUCUUGUCACCAGCAGGUUUUGGCAGUACAAUUCAGAUGACUUCUUCAGCACCAAAAGGAAAACUUCCUAUUUUGCCUUACUCGAGAAUGAAAAAUUCAGUGUUCUGUAGAUCUAAGCAGAAUACUAAAGUUAUGGACAUACCAGGUCAUUCACUAAAAUCUGAAUGUGAAAAGAUACCAUCUUUGAUGAAAGCCAAAGCCUUUGAUAAUCAAUUAGGUGUAUCAUUUACACAAGUCACCAAACAAACCAUUCAAGAAAAUACCUCCUCUCCAUCCAGCAAAGUGGAUGAUAUUGACAGCCUUAAAAAAUUGAACAGUGCAACCUCUAAAAGAAGAGGCAGGAAAAAAAGAGCCCCAGAAGAUUUAUUGGCUUUUCAGGCCAAACAAAGGAAAUGCAUCAUUAAUAAGUUUAGAGAAGAAAGAGAAAGGGCAAAGAUUGAUAUUCAGACACCUGAAGACAAUAAAGCAGAGGCAGUGAAAAAAUACCGCAGUAUCAGACCAAAACCAGUGGUGGUUGUGCAGGCGUUCGCACCGCUGGCUGCUGCAGCCAUCGUAGAGACGCCAUCUCAUGAGCAAGACUUAUUUUUAAACGGUUCACUGGCCAAUAAAUGUUUAAGUUCCAGGCACAGUGAUGCUACAUCAGCUAAAUCAAGUGAUCUAAAUAGAAAUACACGUUCAGCUGUCCCUAAGCCUAUGCACAGAUGUCAUGUUUGUAACCAUACGUUCCAGUUCAAGCACCAUCUCCAGGACCACAUGAACACGCACACGCGCAAGCGGCCCUACAGCUGCAGGAUCUGCAGGAAGGCAUAUAUCUAUUCUGGGAGACUGAGCACCCAUAUGAAGCUUCAUCACAAUGAAGGCAAACCCAAAAAGCUGGUGUGUUGUGAAUUCUGUGCUAAAGUUUUUGGCCAUGCAAAAGUGUACUUUGGCCACCUCAGAGAAGUCCACAGGGUUGUUAUCAGCACAGAGCCCUCCACUAGUGAGCAACAGGUGCACGAUACUUUAAAGAAUAGAGACAGGAAUAUAAAAGAGGCAGAAGAAGCUACAGAGAGGGGAAAUAACUGCAAUUUUGAGGACCUAUUCCAUAACCCGGGAGGAGUGAAAUUACAGGUCAAAUGUGGUCGAUGCCAGUUUAUUGCAGAGUCUUUCGGUGAAAUGAAGUUUCACUUAUUGUGCUGUCAUGGAGAAGAGAUUCAGGGAAGAGUGAAGGAAGGGGUUUUGCAAGGAAGCAGAGGAACAAAGGGGGGACUGGUCAAACAUACAACCCACGUGUGGAAACAGCACGAUGAGAGAAGACGUUUAGCAAAGUGCAGUGCCCAUCAGGAGGAGCUGUAUACUGUUCCAAAACCAAAUAGACAGAUACCCUUGCACCAUCACAAUAAUGUCAAUAUUUUACCUAAAAGUGAACUGACUCAGUCAGGAAAUAGUGAAGCCUCCAAGGAGAUGAAAAAUGUGGGGUUUGGUACACCAAGGAAAAAAAUAGAAUUUUGUUCUAAAGCAGGCUAUAACUGCAUUUUAUGCGAACAGUUAUUUGGAAGAAAAGAGGAUCUUUUUAAUCAUUGGCAGAGCCAUCAUAAUUGUGAAGACCCUUCCACUUUAUGGACAAUUUUUACUUUGGUAUCAAAACAAAGAAUUAUUGAACUUUCUGAUAAUGGUGAAUAUUGAAGCUCAACUCUACAGUGCAAUGAAAAAUAUUAACUACCUUACCAAACUCUUUUUUCACUGUCUUGCUAAACUAACUCAACAGAUGUAUUGCUUCAAAGUUUGUUAGUUGGGUUUGUUGGGGAUUUUUUUUUAAGUCAUACUAACCUUUAUUUUGGUGACUAGAAAUCUGUUUGUUCCAUAUUAUUGCAGGUGGGUACAUGGAAGCUGAUUAUCAAUCCUUGUACUUAAAAUUCAUGAUUAAGGAACUUCGUAACAGCAAAUAGUCAAUACUAAUGGUUAACCUCAAUGAAAUGUAUUUUUGAGUUAAAUUAAACUGUACACACAGAAAUAAUUCAAUUUCUAUAAAGUAAUCUCAGUCUUAAAUGAAAUCACACACCUGACUAGAAGUCAGGUCCCAACUAAGCUUCCAGAUUUUUUGGUAAAUGCAUAUUUCCAUGCAGUUUUCUCAAUCAUUUUAAUGUGCAUACAUGCAGCCAGCACUUGGGAGCUUUUUAGUCUAUAAUUUAAGAACUUUUAAUAUUUGUUUUCUUGAUUUCACUGUCUUUAAACAUGUUCAUUGCUUGCAAGUGUUCAGUUCUGUCCUGUUAACAACAAAGAUCUUUUUAUUUUAGAGGUAAAAAAAUCUACAUGUAUUUAUUUGCCUGUAGCUUUUUGGGUUGAAGAUGAGUUGCCACCCAUUAAGAUGGAGCCCAGUAGAUUUUCAAGGGGGCAGGUCCUGUCAGGCUGUAAGGGCGUGGAGUUCUAGAGCUUGGUUUUGAUGAAAAGGUCAUUGAAACAUUUAAUCCAAUUUGAAAUUGGUGAUUAAACUGCUUAAAGCCUUAUAUUCCUCUGAAUUAUUUUAGGAACAAUAAUGCAGGCAAGUCUAAGAAAUUACCACAUCACUCUACAACAGAAGUCAGAGCACGUCAGAGGGCAAGCUGAAAAAUAUACCAGAACUGUCCCUGAAGUACUACUGUAUUUAUUCCUUUUUGUGGUCAGCUGUAAUUGAGGGAUUGCAGUGAUAAAAGAGUCAUUCCUAAAAUGGCCUGUGUUGCCUCUAACUGUUCUUCAAAAAUUAUGGUGGUGAAAACAUGAGAAGAGAUGUAAAAAUGUUGGGCUUUCUGAGUGGGAUUCCUCAAGCUGCUGCAAUAUUUUGUGUAUGUCUUUUAUUUUUAAACAGUAAACACAAUUUUGAUGACCUAA